Molecule: messenger RNA, 6354 nt
Organism: Pygocentrus nattereri (red-bellied piranha)
Lineage: Eukaryota; Metazoa; Chordata; Actinopteri; Characiformes; Serrasalmidae
Gene: sec24c
Product: SEC24 homolog C, COPII coat complex component
Exons: 25
Coding region: 243-4001 (1252 amino acids)
Biological process (GO): COPII-coated vesicle cargo loading; endoplasmic reticulum to Golgi vesicle-mediated transport; intracellular protein transport
Cellular component (GO): endoplasmic reticulum exit site; COPII vesicle coat
Molecular function (GO): zinc ion binding; SNARE binding
Source: RefSeq, a predicted model, not a curated record
GGCACAAAGUUGCUGUGGAUCCGGUGCGAAUGUCACUGCUGUAGCGGAGACACCGAGGAGGUGGAAGAGGGAUUAACGACGGCUAACGGCGAGACCGCUUCGGGAAGACGACGUUUGUGCCCUUCUUUUUGUAGAAGAACCGCUGCCGCCUUUGUCGAUUGACUGGAAAAAAGGAGCAGUUGUCCUGCUGGCGUUUUCGUUUGUGUAUCUGUCUGUUUUGGAGAUUUAGGGAUGAACUGAAAAUGAAUGUUAACCAGCAACCUCACAUGGCCUCUCCUUAUGGGCAGCCGCAGCCUGGCUACCAGGGCUACCCCCAGUCUGGCUAUGGGGGCCAGCACGUGCCAGGGGGUUAUCCAGCACCAUACGCACCAUACAAUGGCCCUGCAUCUGCCUAUCAACCAGGCCCACCUCAAGGAUAUUCUCCUUAUGCAAGCUUUCCCUCUAAGGCUCUUGCAGCAAACUUAGUCUCUGACCUGUCCUCUUCCUCUCCUCUUGACUUAGGUAUGAGAGGGCCCCCCACCUCCGGGGCACCCCCAGUGUCUGCUGCUCAGGCAUAUUCACAGUUUGGACAGGGUGACAUACAGAACGGACCACCACCUUUGGGUGCCCCACCACAGAGUAGACCACCAGUGUCUCAGCCAUACAGUCAAGGAGCGAUGAACCUCUCUGGUCCCCAACCUCCAUAUAACCAGCAAUUUGGAGCACCACCAACCAGUAUGCAGCAGAUGACUACUCAAAUGGCAAGCAUGCAGGUUGGGUCUACUGUACCUUCUCCUGCUGGCCCAGGCUAUGCUCCUCCCACAGUCUCCCAGCCUUCUGUCUCUGCUGCUUAUACACCUUCAGCUCCUUCUUCUUUUGCCCCCACAUCUACUGUUCCUACACAGCCCCCAUCAACUGAGGGUACACCUCAGCCCUACUAUGGGGCUCCUCCUCAGCAGCCUUUCCCAACUGCAGCCCCACCUUUCUCUGCACCUGGUCCCACCCAGCCUCCUGGUCCUCCUCUUGCCUCUCAGCAGACUUUCCCUCAAGCUCCUCCUCCUUCGCAGCCUCCAUUUUCUUCGGCUCCGCCACAGGUUCCUCCUGCGUCAUAUGGAGGCCCACCUCCCCCUGUGCAGGCAUCUCAUCCCAGGGCAGCACCUCCCACUUCCCAGCCUGCUGCAUUCCCUGGAGGACCCCCACCCACCUCUACCCCAACUCAGUAUACUGGACCACCCAUGCAACAGCCUCCAGUGUCCCAGCCCUCCUCUUUCCAUUCAGGACCUCCUCCUCCACCGACUAGUGCUGCUGGAUUUCCACCCCAAGGAGGUGCUCCUCCCAGGCCUCCACACCCAGGUAUACAGGGUCCCCCUCUGGCCUCUCAGGGGCCUCCGAUGUCCCAAGCAAACCAUGUAGCUCCCCCACAGCCUGGUAUGCUAGCUGGGCCCCCUGUUCCAGGUAUGGCAGGACCACCACCACAGCCAGGGAUGCAGGGCUAUCCACCUCAGCAGAAUGGUGCUUUUGGGCAGGUGAGGGGUCCACAGCCUGGCUAUGCUGGACCAUAUCCUGGGCAGCAGAGCUAUGGAGCUGCGCCUCCUGCGCAAGCUCCUGCACCUCCUGCACCGAAAAGACUCGACCCUGACUCCAUCCCUAGCCCGCAAGCCUCUGACAUACCGCCUGUGCAGAAAACAAGACAUAGAAUAGACCCAGACGCUAUUCCCAGCCCAAUUCAGGUGAUUGAGGAUGACAAAGCAAACAAGGGCAGCGAGCCUUUUGUUACAGGGGUCCGAGGUCAAGCCCCACCCCUUGUCACAACUAACUUUCAUGUUAAAGAUCAAGGGAAUGCCAGUCCACGGUUUAUCCGCUGUACAGCCUAUAACAUACCCUGCACAUCAGACAUGGCCAAACAGUCCCAGGUGCCCUUGGCUGCAGUAAUCAAACCAUUGGCUACUCUGCCUCCAGAUGAAAAUUCCCCAUAUAUAGUGGACCAUGGGGAAAGCGGCCCUAUUCGCUGUAAUCGUUGUAAGGCCUACAUGUGUCCCUACAUGCAGUUCAUUGAGGGUGGCCGGCGCUUCCAGUGUGGCUUCUGCAGCUGCGUCACAGAGGUGCCUCCCCAUUACUUCCAGCAUCUGGACCACACAGGGAAGCGCGUAGACUGCUAUGACCGACCGGAACUCUCCCUGGGCAGCUAUGAGUUCCUAGCCACAGUGGACUACUGUAAGAACAAUAAGAUUCCUCAGCCCCCUGCCUUCAUCUUCUUGAUUGAUGUGUCAUACAAUGCUGUGAAAAAUGGCAUGGUGAGAAUUGUGUGCCAGGAGCUCAAGACCUUGUUGGACUAUUUGCCCAGAGAGAACCCUGAUGUCCAGUCCAAUAUACGAGUAGGGUUUGCAACCUACAACAAGGUACUGCACUUCUAUAACGUAAAGGCCUCUCUGGCCCAGCCUCAGAUGAUGGUGGUCUCAGAUGUGGCAGACAUGUUUGUACCCCUACUGGAUGGAUUCCUUGUCAAUGUCUCAGAGUCCAGAGUUGUGAUUGAGAGUUUGCUGGACCAGAUACCCGACAUGUUUGCAGACACACGGGAGACCGAGACAGUGUUUGGCCCUGUUAUCCAAGCAGGACUGGAAGCUCUCAAGGCUGCAGACUGUGCUGGGAAGCUGUUUGUCUUCCACACCUCUCUCCCUAUUGCUGAGGCGCCAGGCAAGCUGAAGAACAGAGAGGACAAAAAACUAGUGGGCACAGACAAAGAAAAGUCAUUAUUCCAGCCCCAGGUGAGUUUCUACGCUAACUUGGCAAAGGAGUGUGUGGCGCAAGGCUGCUGUGUGGAUCUCUUCUUGUUCCCUAAUCAGUAUGUGGAUGUGGCAACGUUAGGGGUGGUUCCCACGUCAACAGGUGGCUCUGUCUACAAAUACACCUAUUUCCAGGCCCAGUCUGAUCAGGAGCGGUUCCUGAACGACUUGAGGAAAGACAUACAGAAAAAGGUGGGCUUUGACGCAGUGAUGAGAGUCCGCACCAGCACUGGUAUCCGGGCCACAGACUUUUUUGGUUCGUUCUACAUGAGCAACACCACUGAUGUGGAGCUGGCAGGCCUAGACUGUGACAAGACUGUCACAGUGGAGUUCAGACAUGAUGACAAACUCAGUGAGGAGACUGGUGCACUCAUGCAGUGUGCUGUGCUAUACACAAGCUGUAGUGGUCAGCGGCGGCUACGCAUCCACAACAUGGCAGUUAACUGCUGCGCCCAGCUGGCUGACCUUUACAGGAACUGUGAGACAGAUACCAUCAUAAACUUCUUCGCCAAGUACGCAUAUCGCUGUGUACUGAAUAACCCUACGAAGAAUGUGCGGGACAGUCUAGUGAACCAGUGCGCCCAAAUCCUGGCAUGCUACCGCAAGAACUGUGCUAGCCCAUCUUCUGCUGGACAGCUGAUCCUCCCGGAGUGUAUGAAGCUGCUCCCUGUUUAUCUGAACUGUGUACUGAAGAGUGAUGUUCUGCACCCUGGAGCUGAUGUCUCCCUGGAUGAUCGUGCCUACCUGAGACAGCUGGUCAGCGCCAUGGAUGUGGCAGAGAGCCAUGUGUUCUUUUACCCACGACUGCUUCCAGUGCACAAGCUGGAUGUGGAGUGCGACACUCUUCCAGUGGCCAUUCGGGACUCUGAAGAGAGACUGUCUAAAGGAGGAAUAUACCUGCUGGAGACAGGACUCAACCUUUUCCUCUGGGUGGGGGCCAAUGCGCAGCAGGAGCUGCUUCAGAACAUAUUUGGCACUCCUGCCUUCGGCCAGAUAGAUUCCAACAUGACAUCUUUGCCAAUUUUGGAUAAUCCUUACUCGAAGAGGGUGAGGGAGAUUGUUGAGUCUUUCCGUGCACAGCGCUCACGUUACAUGAAGCUGAUGGUGGUAAAGCAGGAAGAUAAACUGGAGCUCAUCUUUAAGCACUUCCUUGUGGAGGAUAAAAACAACAGUGGUGGGGCGUCUUACGUGGACUUCUUGUGUCACAUGCACAAGGAGAUUCGCCAGCUCCUGAGCUAGGAGAGCUCCCCCCGACACUUUUACUCGGAUGCGCUUUAUCCUUUUUAUUUGACAUAAUAAUAAAUUAAAUUCCUCCUCCCAUCAUCAUCUCCUCCUCUUAUGUAAUCUUCUCCUGGGUGAGGGGGGGGGGGCACCUGUUGGGAUCAGGCAAGGAUGCUCUGCUAGACUCUACUAGAGGUCUGGAUGGUUUUUGCUGAAGGUUGCAAGUUUCAGGAGACUUUGUCCGUGUGUGUGUAUAAGUUAUGUAUGAGAUGUUUUGAUUGAUUCACCCCUCCUCAUAACUGAUAUAAGGAUCACUUUUAUUCAGAACAAGAAAAGUACCAUUAAGUACAAAAUUAACAAUCAAGAGGUUGGAGCUAAAACGAGCUUCAAAAAUGUGUGCUUGUGCAUGUUUGUGUGUUAGGACUGUGAACAGGUUGAUAUUUGGGGUUGCGGGACCCUGGCACUGUACUGUGGGUGGGGUAGGGUGGGCUGGGGGGUGAAGAAACUGACAGCAUUAAUGAUUGAACCAGACAUUCUUAAAACAACAUAAUGAGAUCCUUAAGAAACCUUCCAAAUAACUUAUUGUUAUCACUGUUUUGUUCAGUUAAUCCUUGUGUUCGUUAUUCUCCUUCAACCAUGGCCUUACUGAUCCCAUUUCUCACCCACUCUCCUGCUGUUCUGUUGUGGUUUUUUUUUUUUUUUUUUUUUUUUUGUUACGAGUCAUUGUAAUCGUUAUUGUUUUUAAAGUGUGAAAAGAAACCUUUGACUAAUAGAUUAUAUGGGAAGCUGAGUGUAUUUUAAGUGUGCUCUUCACUGUCCAUACAAACAUCUUAACUCUUGAGAUAUUACUCACUAUUAAAAUUCUAUGCAUCAGCUUAGCUGCGGAUGGAGGAACUGCGUUAUCUAAAUUAAAUGGGAACAGAAAUUAUCUGUCCUGGGCCUCCUGUUAAGUGGGCAUACAUAGCGCUGUGAUGUGGUACGCGCUCUGAUAAUGGAUGAAGGAUUCUCCUAUUGUGGAGAGGGUAUGGACCCUUUUGGAUACCUCUCUGACUGGGCCGCACGUUGUAGUUCAGAUAAGCCAGCUGGACGGGAAUUCAUCAGUUGAGCUUUUCUAAAAAAGAGGAUGGGGAAUUGUAGUCCAUAUGAGUAGUCUGUCUUCAAACGAGGCUUCACUAUUUGGACAUAUAUUAAAAGAGCAGGAACAAAAAUAUACCUUACUGUUCCUGGUGUCUGGAUUUUGUUUAUUUCUUUCCUUUCUGUUUCGAUUUAUGAUCCACUGUUAACCACAAAUGUCCUGAUCAUCCUGUUUCGUUUUUGAUCUAAUAUUGUUUUCUAAAUCUGUUUUGAAAGGUUAUAAUCCUGGGGCACGUGCAGUCUGGUGCAGGUUUCUGCAAAGUUAAGCAUGAGCACUUGCCUGCCCUGCUUUUGUCUUUCUUUCUAGCAAAAUCUUUGUACAAUGAAAGAAUAUGGCAAGAGUGGAGUGAGUGAUUUAGAACGGGUGAUUUCUUAACCGUUUUCAAAGUGAGCGCUGUUGUCAAGCACAUACGGGAUUGUGACCUGAAAAGCAAUCAACACUGAAUACCUUGUCAUCACAUUUAUUACAUGUACAGAAUUAAAUCACAUUUUAAAAACUACGCUCAAUUAGUGUGCUUUGUUGGCUGCGUUUAGUGAUUUUUAAAAAAGAAAAAAAACUGCCCAUCAUAUCUGUGAAGGCUAGGACAGAGAGUGUUGCACCAUCUCAGACUUCCUCUUUCUAUCUGUCUUUCUUUUGAUGUUCUGUUUUUGUUUCUUUGUAUUCGUUUUUAAGUCUUCCCUUGUCUUCCAGAAUACUUUCACUGCUCCUGUGCCCUGGUGAAGUGAGAUUUGGAGAGGGUCUAAGAGAACUUCUAAAUGAUAUCUAACCCACUGUAAUCUUGCCUGUAUUUGUGUUGUUCAAAGGCACAUCCCAGUGAAAUUCUUUAAACAUAUGAAGAACUGAGGGAUCUGCCUUUAAACAGUGACUUUUAUUUGUCCUUUUGCUUUUCUUUUGUAUUUUUUUUCCAAACCCUUCUAUCUGUUCCUGGCUUUGUUCACCAGAACCUCACAGUCAUUCAACUAUCUGUUCAUAAGCUUAGAAUUGACAUCUACUGUUCCAUUUUUGCCAUCUGACUGCAAAUAAACUGGUUGCUUUGUUUGUCACAUAAUGGCUUCUGCAGGCGGUUGAGUGUAUGCACCACCUCAUGAAUCACUUUCUGAGUUUGCUCUUUGUAUGUUUCUCACUUGUAUGUGCUCUUCUGAUCCUUUCACUCAUGGCAUUGCAAAAGAAGUGUGACCCAGGAAUGACCUUAAAAUUGGAAUAUCAAACUAUUAAAGUGGUUGUUUUAGAAUAUUA